UAAACAAACUGCAACUGCGGUGCAUUUCUGUCAACGUAAUCAAAAAUUUCUGAUGUCGCUGGCGGUUCCAACAGCGAGGCAGUAAAUUAUCACACCUUCCAAAUCUUCCAACACCCACGCACAUAAAAAAUUACAAGCACAACGUCCGGUUUGUUUGCUGGACGAAAAGUGAAUCGGAAAUGAGUGAAAUUUAGUUGACUUUCGGUUAAAUUAUCAGCUGAAAAAUAUAUGAAAUUUUGUGACUGCUGACCUCAUUUGGAUUAACGAAGAUGGCUCCAAAAUCCGCGAGCAACAAUCUGAAGUAUCUCAGUCUGGUGACCCUUACGCUUCAGAAUGCAAUCCUGGGGCUCAGCAUGCGUUACGCGCGGACCCGACCGGGAGCAAUGUUCCUCAGCUCCACCGCCGUAGUAAUGGCCGAAGUGGUCAAACUGCUCACCAGUGUGGUGCUGGUGUUCAUGGAGGAAGGCAAAAGUGUGCACCGGUUGCGGUCCGCACUGCACAGCACAAUCGUUAAACAGCCGAUGGAUACACUGAAAAUUUGCGUACCCUCGUUUCUGUACAUUCUGCAGAACAAUCUGCUGUACGUCUCGGCGUCCCAUCUGGACGCGGCCACCUACCAGGUGACCUAUCAGCUAAAAAUUCUGACGACGGCCGUUUUCGCGGUGAUCAUCUUGAGGAAGAGACUGCUACCGACGCAGUGGGCGGCCCUGGUGGCACUGGUUGUCGGGGUGGCCAGUGUGCAACUGGCGCAAACGGAUUCGAGCGGAACGGCUGCCUCUCGGCAGCAGCAGAUGCCAGGCGAACCAGACCAGAACCGACUACUUGGUUUCAGUGCCGCGCUCGGCGCGUGCUUCCUGUCCGGCUUUGCCGGAAUCUACUUCGAAAAGAUGCUCAAAGGAGCGGACAUUUCCAUCUGGAUGCGAAACAUCCAGCUCAGCUUGCUGAGCCUUCCGUUCGGAUUGGUGACCUGUUUCGUGAACGACGGCUCAAAGCUCACUUCCGAUGGCUUUUUCUACGGCUACGAUGGCUUCAUUUGGUAUUUGAUUCUGCUUCAGGCCGGAGGCGGUCUGAUUGUUGCCGUCGUCGUUAAAUAUGCCGACAACAUCUUGAAGGGCUUUGCCACAUCGCUCGCCAUCAUCAUCUCCUGUGUGGCGUCGAUGUAUUUGUUCGAUUUCAACUUGACGAUGCAGUUCACGUUCGGGGCCGCGUUAGUCAUCGCAUCGAUUUUCCUCUACGGGUACGAUCCGAAUGCGGCCUCCAAGCAUAAGAUUAUCAAACUAAGUCCCGAGAGCCAGGAACGAUUACUUAUGGCGGAAAAGGUCUGAAUCUGAAUGUACGACAAAGUAUUAGCAUAUUGGAUUGGGUUGAACCGAAUAUUAGUAUUCUAAGAAUAUUUAGGACAUUAUGUGACGACAAAAUGCAAUUGAAAAUUUAAGAUACUUAAAUUUUAAAUAGAAGAGGAGUUCAAAUAAAGGCAAUUUUUACUAUCAUUUA
Armigeres subalbatus is the source of this 1494-nucleotide messenger RNA. It is a transcript of the gene Ugalt, whose product is annotated as UDP-N-acetylglucosamine transporter. Gene Ontology annotation, cellular component: Golgi membrane. Gene Ontology annotation, biological process: pyrimidine nucleotide-sugar transmembrane transport. The transcript is spliced from 3 exons. The record is from RefSeq and is a predicted model, not a curated record. NCBI's taxonomy places the organism in Eukaryota, Metazoa, Arthropoda, Insecta, Diptera, Culicidae. The coding region runs from base 270 to 1325 and encodes 351 amino acids. Gene Ontology annotation, molecular function: UDP-galactose transmembrane transporter activity.